CCGAGAAAGGGAAGCAGCAGCAGUUAGUGUCCUGUUGUCCCUCGGACACAACGCAGCAGCCGCAUCAGGAGAGGGAUUCAGACAGAGACACUUGUUGGACUGUAGGAGGAAAGUCUUUUGGCCAGGAUGAACUUUGCCGCCCAGUUAUUCUACUCAAGCUACUUGAGUGAGCGACUUGAGCGUUUGUACUCACCCAAGCCUGCACUUAAAGACAGCGAGGAGAAUGACCCCUUUUGGCAAAGAGAGGAGCUGCAUUUGGGCCCCAGUCAGCCCAGCGGCUCCUACAAAUGUGGCCCCCCCAUCAGUAACGGCAUUGCGGUGCGCAGACCCACCCUCAUUGAACCAGAGCGUCUGAAGGACUUUGGUGAGGAGGAGCUUCUCAAUGGAGAUGUGAAGGUCCAUGAAACCAAAGUGGUGGGGGCUUCUGAGAUCAUGCUCAUGAACCCUCCCAAAACCAGACGACUCAGCGAGUUCAGAAUUGUCCCCAGACCUCCUAUUCAGUAUCUCCGCUUUGAGGACAUCAGUGCGGCAGCCUUCAGAAUCCAGACAGGGAUACAGAAGACACCCUGCACGUACUCCAGACUGUCCAAACAGUACGGGAUGGAGAUCUACCUGAAGAAGGAGCACCUGCACUACACAGGCUCUGUGAAGGAGAGAGGAGUCCUGUACCUGCUCUCCUCCCUCACUCAGGAGCAGCAGAGGAAAGGUGUGAUCGUGGCCACUGACUGUAACUUCUCCAUGGCCGUGGCUCAUCAUGCAGUGGAGCUGAAGGUCCCGGUGUUUGUCAUCAUGCCGUCAUGCUGCUCGUCACCCCGCCUCAGGAUCUACAGAGACUACGGCGCCAUGGUCAUCUCCUACGGCAGCACCGGCCACGACUCCCAGAACCACGCCCGCCAUCUGGCCAACGAGAACGGAUACCUCUACCUGGAAGAAGAUGAGUGUCCAGCGUACCUGGCAGGACUGGGCACUGUGGGCAUGGAGAUAUAUGAGCAAGUACCCAAACUGGAUGCAGUGGUUAUUCCUGCAGCAGGACAGUACGGUCUACUGGCUGGAACAGCUGCAGCCAUCAAACACCUCAACUCUCAGAUUCUUGUCAUCGGAGUUGAACCGGAAGGUUUCCCUCUGCUGCUACAGUCUCUGAAAACAGACGGUCCAAUCAAAGAUAUGCACACCAACCCCAACAAGAAACUUUAUGGAGAUCUUAUGGAGCGUUCGCUUGGUGUCAACACCUUUGAGUUGGCAAAGAAACUGGUAGAUAAAGUCAUUUCUGUCAGUGAGGAGAACUCCCUGGUGGCGAUGCUGCGAUUCCAGGAGUUUGAACGCUCUACUGUGGACACAGAAGGAGCCAUAGGACUGGCUGCAAUCCUAGCUGGACAACUACCAGAACUGAGAGGCAGAAGGGUGGCUGUAGUGGUGAGCAGCGCGAACAUGGAGCUGGAGCUGGUGAGGCAGUGCGUGGACCGAGCCCUGGUGCUGGAUGACCGGGUCAGUAAGUUCACGGUGCAGCUGGGAGAGUGGCCCGGAGACAUGGCCAAGCUGCUGGACGUCCUGUCCAGAGAGGACGUCAGGUUGCUGGAUGUCUGCCAUCGGAGACACGGUGACAAAUCAGACCUCUUCAAGGCAAAGGUGGAGUGUGUGGUGGAAACCAGGGAUAAGACACAGAGCGUUCAGCUGCGUAAGACGCUGAGCGAGCGCUACCCUUCAAUAUGCUGGCUGGACCGGUGAUCACAACAACACCAUGAACACAAACUCCACUGAAAAUUUCAAAAGUUUUAAAAACUGAAAAGACACAUUCAUUAAAGAUGAGACAUGACUUGCAAACACAUCCUGUAAUAUACACCCCCAUGGUACACAAGCUGUGUUUUGUGAAACUCAUUAAAACAAUGCUUGUUCAGCAGUGUGAAUACAGAAAAGCCUUGAGAUUAUAGAGCAAAUAUUCAUUAUAUUACUUGUGUUACUUACGCUGCUAUUGUUCUUGUUUAUCAUGGCACUGUAAUUACAAUAGAGUGGUUACACUGCAUUCAGAGAAUGAAUUUAGUUCUUACAGAGCAUGAAUAAUACACUCUGCACUAGCUGCAGGCUACAGAUAGACACAGGCUUACCCCUCCAGUACACAGUAUACUGCUCCCUACAACAUCAGAUAUAAGAUAUAUUUUUCCAUGACUGUUGCUUUUUUAAAUGCUGUAUAUAUUUCUGUAUUUAUACUGUCCAAGGUGGUAGUGUCAAUCCAAGUAAGUGUUCUCCAAAUAAAACUGGACAAAUUCUGGACAAAUGA
Messenger RNA from Acanthochromis polyacanthus (spiny chromis), 2275 nucleotides. RefSeq lists its product as uncharacterized. Bases 127 to 1725 code for a protein of 532 amino acids. The record is from RefSeq and is a predicted model, not a curated record. NCBI's taxonomy places the organism in Eukaryota, Metazoa, Chordata, Actinopteri, Pomacentridae. Gene Ontology annotation, molecular function: L-serine ammonia-lyase activity; threonine deaminase activity. The transcript has 11 exons. Gene Ontology annotation, biological process: L-serine catabolic process; L-threonine catabolic process.